Messenger RNA from Zophobas morio, 793 nucleotides. RefSeq lists its product as uncharacterized. NCBI's taxonomy places the organism in Eukaryota, Metazoa, Arthropoda, Insecta, Coleoptera, Tenebrionidae. The record is from RefSeq and is a predicted model, not a curated record. The transcript is spliced from 4 exons. The coding region runs from base 1 to 732 and encodes 243 amino acids.
AUGAAAAAUGACAUGUCAAGUUGCGACGAAUCGUCUGCGAGUGAAUUUAGUGACGAUGAGCAGAGUUCUUGCUCCAAAAUCUCAAAUAGCACAAGUCGUGCCUCCACUGUUACUUUAGGUAACAGUGAAAAACUUAACGAAGAUGGUUCCUCUGGCGUUUCAGUCGUGGCAUCUUCUAGCAGCGCAGGACUUCCCACCAGUUCAAUUGUUAAGUAUCUUCUGGAAAAGAUUCUCCGCAAAGUAGAACGUUUAGACACUAUACAAGAGCAAAACACUCUUUUACUUAAUAAUAUAUUAAGCAGCAUCCAGUCAUCAAACAUGACACAACUUAAUCGUCCAGUAGACCUACCUAAUAUCCCAGUCAGUUGUAAGGCUGAAUACAAGGCCUUAGAAGAGUUUCUAAAGAUUGAAGAAAAAUUUAAUUAUAUGAAAUGUCGCCUAGCGUGCAUUGGAGGAACGAGUGUCCGCAACUGUGUAAUGAACAUGAUGAAAUUUAUUCUCACGGAUAAGGUUGCGGUGAAAUUUAACUGGAUUGCACGGGAUAAUAAGAAAAAAGCCUUCAAAGACACCCUUAUGUCCAAGGUGAUCCAAGAGGCAGUUAUGACUGCUUAUUCCAAACAUGCCGACCGGACCGAUUUAACUGACCGAAAUAUUCAAGAUGCAAUGAAGGAUUGGCUUAAAUUAGCUAAACACCGACUUGAUCACAAAGCUAAAAAACUUCGUGGCAAUUGAGUAUAUUGUUAAUAAUAAUUAUUUACUUUUCUAAUAAUCUAUUAAUAUAUUUUAUGUAUUA